Molecule: messenger RNA, 3645 nt
Organism: Durio zibethinus
Lineage: Eukaryota; Viridiplantae; Streptophyta; Magnoliopsida; Malvales; Malvaceae
Source: RefSeq, a predicted model, not a curated record
UUCAUCACUUUAGUUUCUUCUUUCGAACUCUUUUUUAAUACGCAUCCCUCAAUCAUGAACGACACCUACUUCCAUUUUCUUUCAUUUUUUUUUAUGCAAUGUUUCAUGGCUAGCUUAGCUAUGACUGUGAGGAAUCUCACCACUGAUCACUUUGCACUUCUCGAGUUUAAACACCAUAUCCUUGAUCCUCACAAUGUCUUGGUAGACAAUUGGACGGCCUCCAGCUCUGUUUGUAACUGGCUUGGUGUUUCUUGUGGUGUCAGACAUGGAAGGGUCACAUCCUUGACUCUCCCAAACAUGAAUCUUACAGGAACAAUCCCUCCUCAUCUUGGAAAUCUCUCAUUUCUACUCUCUCUUGACUUGAGCAACAACAAUUUCUAUGGCAAUCUACCCAACGAAUUGGGGCAACUACAUCGUUUGAGGUUCAUUCAUUUAAGCUUCAACAGCCUUAAUGGGGUGAUUCCAUCAUGGCUUGGGAAAUUACAUAGGGUUGAAGAGUUGAGAAUGAGCAAUAAUAAUUUUACAGGCACAAUUCCUCAAACACUUGUUAACAUGUCCAACUUAGAGAUCUUGGGCUUGGGAACCAAUCAACUAUCCGGGCAGAUUCCAUCUCCCAUCUUCAAGAUUUCCCCAUUGAAAGAGAUUUAUGUCCAGGAUAAUAGUCUUUCUGGUAGUUUGCCAGAUGAUUUAUGUGUCCACCUUCCUAAACUUGAAGUGCUUUACUUGUUCACAAAUGCAUUAUCGGGUUAUAUUCCAUCAAGUAUAGGCAGAUGCAGCAAGCUUCAGAGCUUAGCAUUGACUACUAAUCAAUUCAAAGGGUUCAUUCCAAGAAUCAUUGGAAAUUUAACAAGUCUCAAAGAAGUAUAUUUGGGUUUAAAUAAGUUAGAAGGUGAAAUUCCUGAAGAAAUUGGUAAUCUUUUUAGUUUAGAGACGUUAGGUGCAGGAGAUAUGGGCCUUACUGGUCAGAUUCCAGCUUCCAUCUUCAACAUUUCUUCUCUGACCAUUGUUACACUAGGAAACAAUCGUUUAUCAAGUAUAUUGCCUGAUGAUAUGUGUCAUCAUCUUCCCAAGCUUAAGGCGCUUUUCUUGUAUGACAAUCAAUUAUCUGGUAAUAUUCCAUCAAGUAUAGGCAAAUGCAACAACCUGCAGUAUUGGUCAUUAGCUAGAAAUCAAUUCACCGGGCUCAUUCCAAUAAGUAUUGGGAAUUUAACCAUGCUCAAAGUGGUAGAUCUAGCUGGAAACAAAUUGGAAGGUAACUUUCCUCCUAUGACUACCGUUCGAAGGCUUGAAAGGCUUCUCUUAUGGGGAAAUAAUCUUAGCGGAAACAUUCUCAACUCCAUAUCAAAUGCUUCCCUGCUCAAGGAUCUUGAAUUACAAUACAACUUCUUCUCGGGCAUUAUUCCAAAUUCUCUUGGCAACUUAAGACACCUUGAAUUGCUCGAAAUUAGUCACAAUCAUUUGACCACAAAACCUGCUACUCACGGGUGGAGCUUUCUCUCUUCUUUGGCAAAUUGCAAGAAAUUGAUAACUCUAUCUGUUUCAGGAAAUCCAUUGCAUGGCAUUCUUCCAACUUACAUUGGGAAUCUUUCAACGUCUCUUCAAAACUUUUAUGCUGCUGGUUGUGAGCUUCAAGGUCAUAUACCAUUGGAAGUCGGUAACUUAAGCAACUUGUUUCUUUUAGAUCUUAGCGACAAUAAAAUAAGCGGAUCUAUUCCGGUGACAAUAGGAGGACUACGAAAUUUCCAAGCUUUGAAUCUCGAAAUUAAUGAAUUACAAGAGCCCAUUCCACAAAAUAUUUGCAGUUUGCAGAGACUAUUUUAUUUGGGAUUAUCUUAUAAUAAGCUUGAAGGACCUAUGCCUACAUGUUUGGGUAAUUUGACUUCUUUGAGAAUUCUUAUCUUAGGAUCCAACAAAUUGAGUUCGACAAUACCUUCAACCUUGUGGAGUCUUAAAGAUAUUUUAACAAUAGAUUUGUCGUCAAAUUACCUUAGCAGCUCACAUCCACUUGAUAUUGGAUAUUUAAGGGCACUAACGUAUUUGAAUUUGUCAAGGAAUCUAGUAAUGAGUGAUAUCUCAUCUACAAUCGGGAGCCUUGAAACUUUGGUUUCUUUAGAUUUAUCUAAUAACAAAUUUCAGGGUCAUAUUCCUGAAUCAUUCGGUGGCUUGAUUAGUUUGGAAUCCUUGGAUUUAUGCAAUAAUAAUAUCUCUGGAGUUAUUCCUAAGUCUUUGGAGAAGCUUUUGAAUCUAAAAUAUUUUAACGUUUCUUACAAUAGAUUGGAAGGAGAAAUCCCCAACGGAGGACAAUUUCGAAACUUUUCUAACACGUCAUUCAUGAACAAUUAUGCACUUUGUGGUCCACCUAGAUUGCUAGUCCCACCUUGCAAGAGUGGAGUCCACAAAAAUUCCAAGAAGACCAUAUUGCGUGUUUUAAGGUAUGGUUUACCUACAAUUGGUACUAUAGUACUAAUAAUAGUUUUUACUAUUAUGUACAGAAAAUGCCAAAGUAGGAGUAUAACUCUGCCAGUUAAGGAAAGUUUGUUAUCUUUAAAAACAUGGAGAAGAAUUUCACAUGCUGAACUUUCACAAGCAACUGAUGGAUUUGAUGAAUGCAACUUGCUUGGUUCAGGGAGUUUUGGAUCUGUUUAUAAAGGGAGGCUUUUGGAUGGGAUGAAUGUUGCAAUAAAAGUUUUCAAUUUGCAGAUAGAGGGAGCAUUUAGGAGUUUCGACACUGAAUGUGAAGCUUUGCGUAAUAUAGUCCAUCGCAAUCUUGUCAAGGUCAUUACCUGCUGCUCUAAUGUCGACUUCAAAGCCUUGGUGCUUGAUUUCAUGCUUAAUGGAAGUCUUGAGAAAUGGUUACAUUCUGAAAACCAUUUUCUUGAUAUGUUACAGAGGAUCAAUAUAAUGAUAGAUGUUGCAUCAGCUUUAGAAUACCUCCAUGCUGGACAACCAACUCCUAUAGUCCAUUGCGACCUAAAGCCAAGUAAUAUUCUACUAGAUGAAGACAUGGUUGCGCAUUUGGGAGAUUUUGGCAUUGCCAAAUUAUUGGAAGAAGAUGAUUUCAUGAGACAAACCAUGACACUUGCAACUAUUGGAUAUAUGGCACCAGAAUUUGGAUCAGCAGGAAUUGUUUCUGUAAAAUGUGACAUCUAUAGUUACGGGAUUCUUUUAAUAGAAACCUUCACAAAAAAGAAGCCAACAGAUGAAAUUUUUAGUGAAGCAUUGACUAUGAGGCAUUGGAUGCAAAGGUCACUAUCCAAAGGAAUAAUUGAUAUUGCGGAUGCCAAUUUAUUAAGAAGAGAUGAUGAAUAUUUUAUUAUUAAAGCAAAUUGCAUAUCAUCCAUCAUGGAAUUGGCUUUGAAAUGUUCGGCUGAGUUACCUGAAGAUAGAAACAAUAUUGUGGAUGUUGUGACUAUGCUCAAGAAAAUCAAACAGAAGUUUCUAAUCAGCAUUGAGCAGGUUUAAUAUGUUCAAAGUUUCAUUGCAAACGAAGACAGAGACUUGGAAGCAAGAAUCGUGCAGCAGGCUAUCCAGUGAAUUCCAAUUUAUGUUAGCAUUGGGGGAAUUUAGUUACUUUCUUAUUUGUUGUAUUGAUGGUGUCUGUUUGCUUGGUUAUGUCUUUUUACGUUGUAAUGUCUUUAUUUUUUA